CACGCAGCAUCUAUAGCUAGAAUCCGUGAAGCUGCUAAAUAUCAUGUAAAUCCUAUAGCAAUCGCUCUUGACACGAAAGGGCCAGAAAUUAGGACCGGUCUUUUGGCAGGGAAGAAGGAGGUCAUCCUGACUUCCGGAAAAAGCAUCCGGUUAUCGACCGACAAAGGAGUUGAAAAAAGUGGAACCUCAACUAUUUUAUAUGUCGACUAUGAAAAUCUACCUCGUGUUGUAGAAAAGGGAUCUCGUAUUUUCAUAGAUGAUGGGUUGAUUUCAUUGCUGGUUGAAGAAGUUAAUGAAAAUUCUGUAAUGUGUGAAGUUGAGAAUGGUGGCGUGUUAGGAAAUAGGAAGGGUGUAAAUUUACCUGGAAUAGCCGUUGAUCUACCAGUCGUAACCGAAAAAGACAAGGCUGAUCUCUUGUUCGGUGUAGAACAGGAAGUGGAUAUGAUUUUUGCUUCUUUCAUACGUAAUGCGAACGGAAUCCAUGAGAUAAGGAAGGUGCUUGGAGAAAAAGGUAAAAAUAUCAAAAUCAUUGCGAAAAUUGAAAGUGACGAAGGCGUAAUGAACUCGGAUGAGAUCGUAGCCGCUGCAGAUGGAGUAAUGGUAGCACGAGGAGAUCUUGGUAUUGAAAUCGCUCCUGAAAAGGUCUUUCUUGCUCAAAAAAUGCUCAUAGCGAAGUGUAAUCUUGCUGGGAAACCGGUGAUUUGUGCCACUCAAAUGCUCGAAAGCAUGAUUUCAAAGCCUAGGCCAACUAGGGCUGAAUGCAGUGACGUAGCAAAUGCUGUUCUUGACGGUGCUGACUGUGUGAUGUUGUCUGGUGAAACAGCUAAAGGAGAUUUCCCUAAUGAAGCUCUUUGUAUGAUGCACUCAAUUUGUAAAGAAGCUGAAGUUGCCUUUUACUACACGAGGUACUACGAAGAGAUUAUGUUUAACACAAGGAAACCAACCGAUAUGACACAUACCACAGCCAUCGGAGCCGUUUCAGCAGCUGUAUCUUGCAAAGCCAGCGCUAUUGUGCUUAUUACAACCACGGGAAGUACCGCCGCCUUGUGCUCCCGCUAUCGUCCACCAGUUCCCGUGAUUUCAGUUUCGAGAAAUGCUCAAGUAGCCCGUCAGCUCCAUCUUUAUAGGAGUGUGUUCCCACUCUACUGGUCGAAGCCUCGUCUCGAAAACUGGAAAGAGGAUAUAGAGCAACGCAUACAGUAUGGGGUGCAGGCAGGCAAAGACCGGGGCUUUAUCAAGGCUGGAGAUAUGAUCGUACUCGUUACUGGAUGGCGCCAAGGUGCUGGAUACACUAAUACUAUUCAAGUUAUCGUGGCUAGCUGA
Molecule: messenger RNA, 1323 nt
Organism: Cylicostephanus goldi
Lineage: Eukaryota; Metazoa; Nematoda; Chromadorea; Rhabditida; Strongylidae
Source: the annotation of a GenBank genome assembly